Molecule: messenger RNA, 2718 nt
Organism: Hypomesus transpacificus
Lineage: Eukaryota; Metazoa; Chordata; Actinopteri; Osmeriformes; Osmeridae
Product: G-protein coupled receptor 37-like 1
Exons: 2
Coding region: 117-1703 (528 amino acids)
Biological process (GO): adenylate cyclase-inhibiting G protein-coupled receptor signaling pathway; positive regulation of MAPK cascade
Cellular component (GO): plasma membrane; signaling receptor complex
Molecular function (GO): G protein-coupled peptide receptor activity
Source: RefSeq, a predicted model, not a curated record
CUCGACUCUGCUCUAGUGGACCUACCAUACUUUGACUCUACUCUUCUCCACUUCGAGGCAGAGAUCCUAGGACCAGCUGGACCAUUAGAGAGAGCCUGUAUCAGAGCUGUGUGACGAUGCUGACCUCCGUGUGUGUGCUGGUGCUGCUGGCUGUGUGGCCUGCUGCGGGGAGGAGCAGUGGCCUGCUGGGGAAGCCUGGGCAGGGCGUGGAGCACAGCGGAAUGAACUCUCUCCAACACCUCAACAUCCAGGUGAUUCAGAGCCGGGGUUUCCCUGACCAGGACCAGGACCAGGGGUCUGUGUUGCACAUCAGGGCUCCUCGAGGAGCAGAGGAGGAGGACUCUGACCCAGAUACAGGGGAGCAACAGUCCACCUUCUCGCAGUCCUACGAGAACGAGUUCUUCACCACCCCCAGAGCCACACAGCUCACUAACUCCACUCAGGAGGAUGAGGCAGAUGUAGAGGCGGGGACUGAGGACGGCAACCAUGGCAACGAAACCGACAGGGGCAUCACUCACAUCCGCAACCCCCUGUUCCCCGUCACAGACAGCUCCUACAGCGCCUACGCAAUCCUUUUCCUGUCUCUGGUGGUGCUGGCGGUGGGAAUUGUGGGUAAUCUGGCGGUGAUGUGCAUUGUGUGGCACAACUACUAUAUGAGGAGCUCCUGGAACUAUCUUUUGGCCAGCUUGGCAUUCUGGGACUUCCUGGUUCUCUGCUUCUGUCUUCCUGUAGUGGUCUUCAACGAGCUGACCAAUAAGAGGCUGCUAGGAGAGGUCUCCUGCCGCCUGGUGCCUUAUAUGGAGGUAACGUCACUGGGCGUGACAUCAUUCAGCCUGUGCGCUCUGGGCAUCGACAGGUUCCAUGCAGCCACCAGCUCCCAGCAGCCCAAGGCGCGUCGCGUGGAGCGCUGCCGUUCGGUCCUGCUCAAGCUGCUGUUCGUCUGGGUGGGCUCCAUGGUCCUAGCUUCCCCCGAGCUCCUCCUCUGGCAGCUCAGCCAGGCCGUGUCUCCUACCACCGGGGCCCUGGUGGACUCUUGCUCCAUCCACCCCACGUCCCCCUCCACCCUGCCCCUGCCGGACUCCCUGUACUCCCUGCUCCACAGCUACCACCAGGCCCGUAUGUGGUGGUACUUUGGCUGCUACUUCUGCCUACCUGUGGUGUUCACCCUGCUCUGCCAGCUAGCCACCUGCCACGUCACCAACGACGCCAACGCCGCCGCCGUCAGCUUCGCCUCCCAGCGCGGCCAUGGAGACCGCUUGCCGUCCAAGCAGCAGAAGCUGCAGGUGCAGCUGGUGGAGCGUCAGCUGAGCUGCACCGUCCUGGCGCUGGCUGUGGUCUACGCCAUCUGCACGCUGCCCGAAAACGUCUGCAACAUCGUCCUGGCUUACACGGCCACGUCCAUCUCUGAGAACACAGCCGCCCUGCUGGCGCUGAUCAAUCACUUCCUGUUGUUCUUCAAGGCAUCGGUCACACCUGUGCUGCUCCUCUGCCUGUGUAAGUCUCUGGGCCAGGCCUUCAUGGACUGCUGCUGCUGUUGUUGCGAGGAGUGCCAGCCCGCCGGCUCUGGCUCCUCCCCUUCCCACACAGGCCACUCCCUCGGGGCUGAGGUGAAGCUGAAGAGCACCAACGAGAUGUCCUCGUCCAUCUUCUUCGACAAGGCCAAGGAGAGCUCCACCAUCCUGUCUGUCAGCAGCUCCAGUUGAACUGGGCAUGCCUGGUCCUCCUCCAUGCUUUCUCACGCCCUUCUGUCUGUCUGUCUGUCUGUCUGUCUGUCUCUCUCUCUGAAUCCUGGUCCUUAUUUACCUGCAUCUGUAUUUCUAUCAUUUUCUCCCUUCCAGUCUUUCAGUCCAUUCAACAUACCUGAAUACAUCAGUUUCCUUCUUCCUUCUCUCUUUUCUUACAAUGUUAUAACAGUGUUCAGUCUAAAUGCAGAACUCUUUUUCCUUUCUUGUCUCCUCCUGACCCUUCUAUUUCGACCCCCCAUGUCUGUAAUGUCGUCUGUAUUGUCGUUUCCUAGAGCGAUGCUAGCUAGCCUGUUAGCCUCCAGCUACUUUCCAGAGCUAGAUGCUAGCUAGCUAGCAUAACUAGCUCCAGCCAGUCCACCCAGUGUCACAGUGGAAUAUAUUUGUACAGUCGUUUAAGUUGUUGACUCACAAGCUCAGUCUAGGAGGCUGGGGAGACCCCGGUCAGUAAUCUACCUGUAGAGGAGUGAAUCACUCCACAGUGGUGUUUUUUCUAAGGAUUGUUAGGUCAUCGUAAAACUGAACCAGUCUAGAUUGUAUGCUAGGUUUAACUAACCUGCCUUCUCCUCUCCACAGGACAGGAAACAUGAGUUAAUUAUGUUUUUUAUGACGAUGUCACAUCACACUGUUUACAUGUUCGAUAAACCACGUGACGCAGCCAGCCUUGCCUUGCAUUAGAAGUUGUCCCCAUCCACAGUACCCCCACCACUCACCUCGACCUCCCUUACCUUUAGCCAACCCCGUUUUUUGAUAAUAUAAUAUUUUUCAAAUCAAGAAUUGGUUGAGACUUGAUAGUCAUCUGCUGUCAGAUGAAAAUGCUGUGAAAUCAUAUUUUAAGCAGAAAUUGUUUUAUAACUAAGAUUAGUUAUGCCUGAAGUGAAGCUGAUGUACAGUUUUUGAGAAUGUGAAUUUAGACUUAAACCAGCCAGCUGUAGGAGUCUUUAAUUUAUCCAAUAAAGAUUUGUAAUGUACUUCA